AAGCUCCUCGCUUUGUGUGGAUGCGAAGCCUGUCCUUCUAGGUGAAAGCAGAAUUCUUUGAAUAUCUCUUCAAUUUUUCCUUCUCUUUUUUUUUCUAAUUUUUUUAGGUUUAGGGUUCUUUUUUUUGUGGGUGGUUUGAUUUUAAAGGCUUUUGAAUCUGUACUUUUGAUGCUGUUAUAUUCCAUGGAUUUUAUUGGAUUCUUGUUCUGGUGGAAUCGUGGGUUGCUUUCCUGUUUUGAAACUGUUUGCUUGCUGGGAAAGUGUGGGAAAACGAAAAGAAAUUGAAAAUUUCAUGGCUUGGGUUUUCUUUCCCAGAUCUCAAAUUAUAUAUAUUUAAAAAAAACUCUCGAUGGGAGGCAAUAUGGAGGUGCUAGGUUAGGUGAGUUUACUUAUUUUCGAUGGUUUGAAACUCAAUUUUCAAUCGGUAACAGGAUAUUUGAAUCUUAUUGGUUCUGUAGAAAACAUAGAGAGGGAUGGUUGUAUUUUUAGUUUUGUGAUGUGGGAAUUUGCUUCGUGUAUGGCUUUAUUGAUCGAUAGCUAUUACUUUAGUGAAUUUAUUAUUUUGAAUUCGGAUCAAUUGAUGAAUCUCUGUGAAUUCUGUGCAGGAUGAAGAUAUUUAUUAGUUGCUUCUGUGGUUUUGUUGAUUGAUUGAUUGAUUGAUUGAUUGAAUUGAUCAAGCUGCAAUAUUCAUUGGUUCUGAUUCUGAAAGAUGUUAACAAAUUUCACCUUGUGACUGUUGUGGUGGGUUUACAAUUAUCGCCUAUAAGCGGUAAAGAUCGUAAGUUAAGGAAGGAAAAUGGGGGAGGCUCUCCUUACAACCUUGUCAAUAGAGAACUAUCCGUCUACACUUCUGUCAAUUGAUUCAGGCUCUUUUCCUCAAGAUGAAUUGGAGAAAGAGAUGAACCGAUCAAUGCUGCUUUCUCGGCCACCUGAUAUAAAUCUUCCACUGUCGUCUGAGCCUAGCCCACCUCCUUUGACAUGGAACGAUCCAUGUGACAUCUUAGAUGUUGGCCUUGGGCCUCAGAUUUAUGAAACUGAGGCAGUUGUUAAUGUCCCAAAAACUGCAAAGAAAUGCAUCAAGCGGCUUGACAGUGUAUGGGGUGCUUGGUUCUUCUUUACUUUCUACUUCAAGCCUGUUUUGAAUGAGAAGUCAAAAUGUAAGAUAAUUAGGGACAGUAAUGGUGUUUCUGGGUAUGACAAAUCAGACUUGCAGCUUGAUGCUUUCUUGGUUCAGCAUGAUAUGGAGAAUAUGUACAUGUGGGUUUUCAAGGAAAGGCCUGAAAAUGCACUGGGUAAGAUGCAAUUAAGGAGUUACAUGAAUGGUCAUUCUCGCCAAGGGGAGCGCCCCUUUCCUUUCAGUGUGGAUAAGGGUUUUGUGAGAUCUCACAGGAUGCAGAGGAAGCACUACAGGGGCCUCUCUAACCCCCAGUGUCUACAUGGAAUCGAGGUUGUUAGGUCACCAAACCUCACAAAUCUUGAUGAGGAAGAGAAGAGGAGGUGGAUGGAGCUCACUGGGCGGGAUAUAAAUUUCUCAAUCCCUCUUGAAGCAAGUGAUUUUGCAGCAUGGAGGAAUCUUCCAAACACGGAAUUUGAGCUUGAGCGGCCUCUUCCUGCACUUAAGGGUAAUGUAAACUCCCAUGCUAGAAAAUUGCUUAAUGGUGCUAGUUUGAACUUUUCAGCCCCACCAACAGAACAUUGCAAUGGCGAUGGGAUGGAUGUAUCACCUGUCUGCAACAAACGGAAGAAGGAAUAUUUUCAACGUGGAAGUGAGUAUGAUACUUGUUCUCCUAAUAAUGGCCAUUCUAACAGAAGUCUGGAUAUGAGGAUUCACCCAGUUGAACCAGCAUGGUUGAACGAGUUUAGUGGGGUAAUGAAGAAUGUUUACGGGCCAGUUACAGCAGCAAAAACAAUAUAUGAAGAUGACGAAGGCUUUCUGAUCAUUGUCAGCUUGCCGCUUUCAGAUCUUCAAAGAGUGAAAGUUACGUGGAGAAAUACUCCCUCACAUGGAAUUGUAAAGAUAUCUUGUGUGAGUACAGCCUGCAUGCCAUUUAUUAAGAGACAUGAUAGGACAUUCAAGCUAACAGAUCCAACACCAGAGCACUGCCCUCCAGGGGAAUUUGUUAGAGAGAUUCCCCUCCCCAGCCGCAUUCCAGAAGAUGCUAAGUUGGAGGCAUACCGUGAUGAGACUGGAACAAUGCUCGAGAUUAUUGUACCCAAACAUCGUGCAGGACCUGAAGAACACGAGGUUCAAGUAUGCCUUCGGCCCUCUCCAUGGAGUGAACGAUCUUUCGUGGACCUGGAGGAACAAUUAGUCUGAGAAAUUUAAGAAUGGAUGGAGUGGUAGGUGCCCUCAUUGUUUACUAACAUCGUUUCAUAAAGGAAACCUGUGCAAUUAAAACCUCAAUUCUUUGUUUUUCAAGUUUAUACUGCCAUCAAUUUCAGUUGAUCUUUUAGACCAGUAGGUGAUGGCAUGUGGAUCAUUGAUUCGUCUUAUCUUUGUUGACAAUAUAAUUGUUAUUCAGUUAAUAGUUCAUCCUAUUCUGUUUUUCCUUGUAGCAUAAAGUAUUAAAAUUCAC
Rubroshorea leprosula is the source of this 2576-nucleotide messenger RNA. The record is from the annotation of a GenBank genome assembly. Lineage: Eukaryota; Viridiplantae; Streptophyta; Magnoliopsida; Malvales; Dipterocarpaceae.